AUGCACAGUUUCAUCGAUCAAAGUUAUACGUGGAGCCGCCUUUGCAUUAGCGAGGAACACUUACGACGACUGUUCACGCGAAUGGCCAUCCACCCUGACUUCCUAGAUGUAGUCCGCUUAUUCUGCGAAAAAACAGGUCCUGUUGAGGAGGGUUUCAGCUCGCUAUUCAUGCAUUUGUCAAAACAUGAUCCUUCCAGCGGUCUUUUGACGCCAGGCCGGGACUGCGGCUACUACAUCGGAUACAACAUCAAGUAUGUUGCAAAACACGGUCGGCGCUAUCCGACAGACCCCUUUUCGAUUAGAGAGGUGGGCGUUUAUCAACACUUCGCAUCUUCGCAUCAACAGUGUCGCUGGGUGUUCUUGCAAGCACCAGACCAGCUUAAAGAUCGUUUGAAACGUCAUCUCCAAUGCUCUGACGACGAUUCGCCUACAAAACAGGUGAUACAGCAUGCUAUGGUACUCCUCGAGGUGUCUGAAGGCUGGCGUGAGUAUUUGAUCUAUCUUGAGGGAGAGUUCUCUAGCAUAGUUGAUCGGGGCUUCUUUACGAAUGUCAAAGAGCUUCAUACUGAAGGAGAUGUGCAAGCCGACUUUUCAGAUCUCAGAAAGCUGCACAUUCUAACAGACAAGCUGCUGAGGCUGGCUCACAUACUAAGACUGAACAUUCGUUUGGGUUGUCAGCUAAAGCAUGGGAUAUCAGGUCUUAGAACUAGUUCUUCACCAGCUUUGUCUACCAGCUUCGACGACAUGCAAUCAAGGUUAGACCAAUACACGUACGGACAAGAGACGAGUUUGACCAGGAUUGAGACACUGAUUGCACGUUCUGCUGGAAUUGGCCAACUUGUGACAAGCAAGCGAAUCAACCUUGAGAUGCAAAGAUUAACAGAACAGAGCAUCAAAGAAAACGGGCUGAUGAAACGACUCACGGAACAGUCUACAAAGGACACUCGGUCUAUGAUGACAAUCGCAUUGAUCUCUGCGAUAUUUCUGCCCGCGACCUUCCUAGCGGUAAGUGCCUCAUAG
Molecule: messenger RNA, 1020 nt
Organism: Didymella exigua CBS 183.55
Lineage: Eukaryota; Fungi; Ascomycota; Dothideomycetes; Pleosporales; Didymellaceae
Exons: 4
Coding region: 1-1020 (339 amino acids)
Source: RefSeq, a predicted model, not a curated record